AUGUCUCCGUUCCCAUUGAAAGGACAUCCAACAAGGCCACACAAGAACAUGUAUAGGUUGUUACAAAGGUACACGAAUGAAGCAUCCACCCCUGCAUCCACACCGACUAUGAGGCUGACAACAUCUACCUCCCCACUGUUUGGUACUCAAUCAGCCCCAAUAACCACCCAUUCAUCCACACCAACACCAUCAUUUUCCCCUACAUCGACAACGACAGCAUCUACUACCCCCAUAAUGUUUAAUACCUUAUCAGCCCCUUCAUCCGCAUCAACCCCACUGUUUAGUACCCUGUCAUCCCCUUCAUCCACAUCAGCCCCACUGUUUAGUACCCUAUCAACCCCUUCAUCCACAUCAGCCACAUCAUCAUCCCCUUCAUCUACACAAGCCCCAUCAUCCGCCCCUUCCUCCACAGCAGCCACAUCGACACCGAUUGCUACUGAACAAGAAGAUGCACAACUAGAACAACGCAUGAAUAUUACAGUUCGGGCAAAUACAUUAUUACCUUCAGGUAAAUGUUCGUCCAUAAUUACGAAAUCAUUCCUAGAUAAAGUGGACGAAAAUGGAUAUAAGUGGGUAAAUUUAAGUGAAGAGACAAAAAUUUUCUAUUGGGAAGAGUUUCAGAAAAAAUGCCAGUGGGAUGUUGCUGUUAGUGACUCAGUCGUCAAGGCUGCUUGGGAACAAAAGGCCAAAGAAAGAUAUCAACAGUACAUCUAUGACAUAAGCACAAGAAACCCAACUCGUGAAAAGCCAUGUCACAUAGAAAUACAAGUAUGGAAUGCUUGGAAUGCAAUAUGGAAUUCAGAGGACUUCAAGAAAAAAUCAGAGCAAAAUAAAAAAAAUAGGCGUAAAGGUGUAGUUGGUGGAAAAGCCCCACCUACCCAUAAUGGUGGAUCGGCUUCACAUCAACAAAUUGCUGCUGAUAUGGAGGAAUAUACAGGAAAAGCUCCAUCAUGCUAUGAACUAUUCAUGUUUACUCAUACUAAGGAUCAUGACGGAAAAACAUUUCAAGUUGACAAAGCUAAAGAAGUUCAUGAUUUGUUUGUGUCUCGACGUGCGGAUUUGGCAUUGCUAGGAGAGGAAGUUCCUGAAAGCGAACUGUUUUAUGCAGCUGUUGGAGGACAUGAUCGUAAGAAAAGAGUUUAUGGGCUUGGAUCAUAUGGCAGGUCCAUUUUUCGUGAAAACUUCUCUCAAACAUGCACUUCACCAGAUACAAGUUUUGAGAAAGAUCAUCUCGAGAGGAAGAUCCAGAAAUUAGAGGAAACCAUAAACCAACAAAGGAUGGAGUUGGAUGAUGUGAGAAACAUGGUUAAUGAUAUGAAUAAUCAGUGA
Molecule: messenger RNA, 1329 nt
Organism: Lactuca saligna
Lineage: Eukaryota; Viridiplantae; Streptophyta; Magnoliopsida; Asterales; Asteraceae
Source: the annotation of a GenBank genome assembly